Molecule: messenger RNA, 1695 nt
Organism: Micropterus dolomieu (smallmouth bass)
Lineage: Eukaryota; Metazoa; Chordata; Actinopteri; Centrarchiformes; Centrarchidae
Gene: slc24a5
Product: solute carrier family 24 member 5
Exons: 9
Coding region: 1-1545 (514 amino acids)
Biological process (GO): melanocyte differentiation; intracellular calcium ion homeostasis; calcium ion transmembrane transport
Cellular component (GO): membrane
Molecular function (GO): calcium channel activity; calcium, potassium:sodium antiporter activity
Source: RefSeq, a predicted model, not a curated record
AUGACCAUGAAUAAGGCUGCAGCUCUGCAGAAAAAGAAGAGACAAGAUUUUAUACCUUACUUUCUAGGAUUUGUAAUAUUUUUGUAUUGCACGGUCCAUCUUGUAUCAUUUACAGCAAGAACAGCUCAAGAAACCCACUCUGCCAGGGUGCGUCGAGCUCUUGAGAAUGAGACAGAGUGCAUCUCACCACAGUCCUCGGAGUUCCCUGAAGGCUUCUUCACGGUGCAGGAGAGGAAGGAUGGAGGGCUCGUCAUUUAUUUUAUGAUUAUUUUCUACAUACUUAUGGCUGUCGCAAUAGUCUGUGAUGAUUACUUUCUACCAUCCUUAGAAGUGAUCAGUGAACGUCUGGGACUGUCUCAGGAUGUAGCAGGAGCCACAUUUAUGGCAGCUGGGAGUUCUGCACCUGAACUGGUCACAGCCUUUCUGGGUGUGUUUGUGACAAAGGGAGACAUUGGGGUCAGCACCAUUGUGGGAUCAGCAGUGUACAACCUGCUAGGAAUCUGUGCUGCAUGUGGACUCUUGGCCUCUGCGGCUGGGCGACUCACCUGUUGGCCAAUGUUCAGGGACUGCCUGGCAUAUGGCAUCAGUGUUGCUGCUGUUAUUGCCAUCAUUUCUGAUAACAAAGUGUACUGGUAUGACGCUGCCUGUCUGCUGCUCGUCUACAUCGUCUACAUUGUGGUUCUCUGCUUUGACCUCCGCAUCAGUGAGUUUGUCCUGAGGAAGCUGAGCCCUUGCUGCACAUGUCUGGGUAAAGGAUCUGGUGAGAAGACUGAGAGACAGCCUCUGAUGGGCUGGAUUGAUGACACCAGUCUGCGAGUCCACAAUCACUCCAGAACAGACAGUGGGAUCUUCCAGGACUCAGGAUAUUCUCAACUGUCCCUCAGCCUGCAUGGUCUCACUGAGAUUCCUGAAGAGCAUAAAAGUGUGUUUGCCGUGCCAGAGAGCGACUUCAAGCGCAUCCUCUGGGUUCUGUCUCUGCCCGUCAUCACUGUGCUUUUCCUGACCGUCCCUGACUGCAGGAGAAGGUUGUGGAGGCGAUGGUACAUGUUAACCUUCUUCAUGUCAGCUGUCUGGAUCACAGGUUUCACAUACAUAAUGGUGUGGAUGGUCACUGUUGUUGGUGAGACCCUUGGCAUCCCUGAUACAGUUAUGGGCCUCACUCUGCUUGCUGCUGGAACCAGUAUACCUGACACUGUGGCCAGUGUGAUAGUGGCCAGAGAAGGGAAAGCUGACAUGGCAAUGUCCAACAUAGUGGGCUCUAAUGUUUUCGACAUGCUGUGCUUGGGCCUGCCUUGGUUCAUCAAGACUGCCUUUGUGGACACCAACAACCCUGUAGAGGUCAACAGUACCGGACUGGUCUUCGUUUCCUCCACGCUCCUCCUUUCCAUUGUCUUCCUUUUUGUAGCCGUUCAUGUUAACGGCUGGAAGUUGGAUUGGAAGUUAGGAAUUUUUUCUCUUUUCUGCUACAUCCUCUUUGCCACUCUGUCCAUCCUGUAUGAGCUGGGGAUUUUUGGGAAUAAUCCUAUAAAACUGUGCAGUGACUGAGGUCUGACCUCCCCAGAACUGAAGCCAUAUUAUCUAAGACUCUAACAAAAGUACAAAACCACAACUAAAUAGUUCAGCCUAUCCUCCUGAGAUGUGGAAGAAUAAAGGUUUUAAGAUUUUUACUCAAAAAUGUUAUUUAUUUUUAUAACA